Molecule: messenger RNA, 543 nt
Organism: Porites evermanni
Lineage: Eukaryota; Metazoa; Cnidaria; Anthozoa; Scleractinia; Poritidae
Source: the annotation of a GenBank genome assembly
AUGAACAGACAGCGUAGAAUUAGAUUCAGUGCACUGAGAGCCAAAAGUUCUAAACAGGAAGUAAAGGUUUUUCAAUACAACCUUGACAACAAACGCCAGUUUACACCAAACCAAGCAGUUUUUGUGCGUAAUUUUGGCAAAGGAGCCAAAUGGAUUCCAGGAACCAUAUUUGGAACAGUCAGUCCCCGGAAUUUUGAGGUUCAGGUCGGAGACAUUAUCUGGAAACGACAUGAAGAACAAUUACGUCCACGAUUCAUACCUUCCACACUAGGGUCAGAGUUAGUUCGUGCGCCCCAGCUACCUGAGCAAACUGAACGGUUGACCCCAGUAGUGAGGGAAAGGCCUAUUACAACACCAACCCUUUCACAGCCUAAAGAGGCUACACUUGUACUUGACACUCCAGCCUUGAAUAGCAUGGCUGAUGCUUUUUCUUCACCACAGGACUCAUCUGUGCGAGAUUCAGAACUUCAAGCAUCAGCGCCUGAGCAAACAGAACGGAGAUACCCUCUCAGAGAGCGUAAACCGCCUCAGAGGUUCUACUAG